Molecule: messenger RNA, 579 nt
Organism: Eptesicus fuscus (big brown bat)
Lineage: Eukaryota; Metazoa; Chordata; Mammalia; Chiroptera; Vespertilionidae
Product: NADH dehydrogenase [ubiquinone] 1 alpha subcomplex subunit 5
Exons: 1
Coding region: 4-354 (116 amino acids)
Biological process (GO): respiratory electron transport chain
Source: RefSeq, a predicted model, not a curated record
GUCAUGGCGAGCUUGCUGAAGAAGACUACCGGCCUUGUGGGAUUGGCUGUGAGCGAGACUCCGCACGAGAGGUUAAAACUGUUGUACACAAAGAUUCUUGAUGUUCUUGAGCAAAUCCCUAGAAAUGCAGCAUAUAGGAAAUACACAGAAGAGAUUACAAAUGAGAGGCUGGAUAUGGUUAAAGCGGAACCAGAUGUUAAAAAAUUAGAAGACAGGCUUCAGGGUGGCCAAAUAGAAGAGGUGAUUCGUCAGGCUGAAAAUGAACUAAGUCUGGCAAGAAAAAUGAUACAGUGGAAGCCAUGGGAGCCUUUAGUGGAUGAGCCUCCUGCCAACCAAUGGAAAUGGCCAAUAUAAUCAUCAUCAAAUGACUUGUGUGUUGAAGGGAAAAUGAUGUAAUUAAAUGUUCUGUUAUAUCAAAAAUGUUUCCAUAUUAUUGACAUCUUAGAAUCAAAAAAACUGAUAAUGCAGAACGUUUUUAGGAGACUUGUAAAAAUUGAUGAUUAUAGUAAUAGGGACUUGUGAAUCAAUUUUUGUUAAAGCAUUCCAAUUGUCCUAUAUAAUAAAACCCUAAUAUGCAAA